AUGGCCCUCUCGGGGCUCACGCCCGUCGACUCUGCCCGUGUCAGGGCGCCUAGGGUGGGGGAGGCCGCCAUUGCUUUCGAGUGCAAGCUGCGGGCGGUGCACGACGUGGAGGACAGCUCCGGCAAGCCCAGCGGCGCCAUCGUCAUUGGGGAGGUCCUCCUGAUCCAUGUCGCCGAGGCCGUCACGGGCCGCAGCCCCACGGGGAAGCUGGUGGUGGACCCGCUGCUGCUGCAGCCGGUGUCGCGCCUGGGCGGGGUGACGUAUGGCAGCGUGAAGGAGCUUUACGACAUACCGCGGCCCGACAAAGAGGGCCGGUACGGGCCACCGGCGAGGAAGGGCUGA
This is a messenger RNA of Monoraphidium neglectum, 342 nucleotides long. RefSeq lists its product as hypothetical. NCBI's taxonomy places the organism in Eukaryota, Viridiplantae, Chlorophyta, Chlorophyceae, Sphaeropleales, Selenastraceae. Bases 1 to 342 code for a protein of 113 amino acids. The transcript has 2 exons. The record is from RefSeq and is a predicted model, not a curated record.